UUUGCAAACUGCUCUUCUCUGUCUGAAUACAGGCGAGGAAAGGAUGCGUACGAAUCAGUCAGCCGUCUUGCAUUUUAAGCCGAGUGCUUGACUGUAAAGAUGAAGAUUUCUCUCAGCAGGACUUUUAGUUUCAGAACUCAGACUCAGAAUGGACUUUUUCUCUUUUCCUGAAUGAAUUCUGUCCUACAGCAGCAGUAGCAUUACACAAAGUACUUUAGUUAUAAUGAUGAAAAGGCGGAAAGGGGGAUGACGUGUUUUCGGAGGGGGUGUUUCGGUGGUGUGAGGAUUGCGGGCUGUGGUUGGGUAUGUCAGUGCCACGUGUCUGCGCUUGCACCUCUCUUCUCUACACAGAGGAUGUCGGACUGAGACCUUAGUGCGCCUGGUCAAAGCGGGUCAUCAAGUUACACUGGGAGGAUCAUAUCUUGAGAGGGAAUGUUGAGCAACCUGCUAUAAGACGACACCAGCUGAUUUGGCGAAAGAACUUCUUUCUUUAUUUCUUUUCCAGCGCCUGAAUGAGCAUGCUGCAUUCCCUCUGUUCCAUCAUUUGGUUGAACCGUGGGUUCAAGUUGAGGAAAGUGGCCUGUUCGGCCAACACCGGCCAGGUUUAAGCCGUUCCUACCGCGCAUGCCCGCUUAUGAGCUCCGGUCAGUAGUGCUUAGCUUUCAACGAAACGGCCCACGGUACGAUAUCAUUCGCACCCUCGCAAAGUUUCAUCCUCAGUCCGACACUCUUCUGCCAGGGGUGAUUGUCGUUUCAUACUCUGAAAAUGGCUGCCGAUGGCUUCCAGUACAGAUCUAUGUAUGCCUACUGUAAGGACUGGGAGGAUGACAUUGACCUUGAGCCCGGUGAUAUCCUGACGGUCGACAAAGCGUCUCUGCUAUCACUGGGCUUCAAAGAGGGAGAUGAGCAGCACCCCGAAUGCAUCGGCUGGAUCUUAGGGUUUAACGAGCGAACCAAACAGAGGGGAGACUUUCCAGGGACGUACGUGCAGUAUGUGGGACCUGUGAAAAUGUCAAUGCCGUCCUGCCAGCCUCGUUCUCAGAGACCGCUUCCUGCUGUUCCCAGACCUGAGCCAACCUUGCAGGUUGCUCCAGACCUGGACUUGACCAAACAGUUCACACACCUGGAAACUGCUCCCCCUAAUCUUAUUAAGUUGGUUGAAGCAAUUGAGCAGACAGGUCUGGACUCUAGGACACUAUACAGGACAUCCACUGCUUCAGCUUCUGACAGUCAACGACAGAGCCUCACUGAGCUGCAGGAGUUGGACGUGGGACAGUGGGACAUUCAUGCACUCUCGGACACUCUUAUUCGGUACCUGCAGGAACUUCCUGCCCCCAUCAUCCCUCCCUCUGUUUAUACAGACCUUCAGGCAGCAGUGCAACUAGAAUCAGACGUUCCCUCCGUGAGGAGACGAGAGCAGCUGUUGGAGGUACUGGGGAAGCCUGAAGUUCCACUGCAGAACCUCCUGACGCUGCAUUAUUUGCUCAGACACCUGGAGAAGGUCUGCCAGUACGCGGAGCACAACGGCCUCGACAUUCACACCCUCGGCCAAAUUUUUGGCCCUCUGCUGAUCAGGGGCCCUGUGAGCGGGUCAGAAGAAGAUGAGGGGUUUCCUGCGGUUGCAGUUGAGAGACUUCUUUUGGAGAGAAUUUGGGAACAAGAGCCGACUCCUCCCGCGCUCCCUCCUAAACCGCCCAAAACCAAAGCCAUGGCCUCAUCUGUGACCAAUGGAAACAACAGCUUACUGAGUGACGCUGAAUGGUACUGGGGAGACAUUUCAAGAGAGGAGGUGAAUGAGAAAAUGAGAGACACUCCUGAUGGUACGUUCCUGGUGCGGGACGCAUCAAGCAAAGUGCAGGGGGAGUAUACCUUGACCCUCAGGAAAGGAGGCAAUAACAAACUGAUCAAGGUUUUUCACCGCGGGGGGAAGUACGGAUUCUCAGAACCGCUUACUUUUCUUUCUGUGGUGGAGCUCAUCAACCACUACCGGCAUGAGUCACUGACCCAUUACAACGCCAAGCUGGACACUCGCCUGCUCUUCCCCGUGUCUAAAUAUCAGCAGGAUCAGGUGGUGAAGGAGGACAGUAUUGAGGCGGUAGGAGAGCAGCUGAAGGUUUAUCACGAGCAGUAUCAGGAGAAAAGUCAUGAAUAUGAUGUACUGUAUGAAGAAUACACACGCACAUCACAAGAGCUGCAGAUGAAGCGAACAGCCAUAGAGGCCUUUAAUGAGACCAUCAAGAUCUUUAAGGAGCAAUGUGAGACCCAGGAGCGCCUCAGCCGAGAGAACAUUGAGAAGUUUCGCAGAGAAGGCAAUGACAAGGAGAUUGAGAGAAUUCAGAGCAACUCUGAGAAACUGAAGUCCAGAGUGACAGAGAUUCAUGACAGCAAGAGGAAAUUGGAACUGGACUUAAAGAGGCAAGCCACAGACAAUCGAGAGAUAGACAAGAGGAUGAACAGCUUGAAACCAGACCUCAUACAGCUGAGGAAGCUAAGGGACCAAUACCUUGUAUGGUUGACUCAGAAAGGCACUAAGCAAAGGAAGAUCAAUGAAUGGCUGGGUGUAAUGAACGAAUCAGAAGACUUCUAUUCUCUGUUGGACGACGAUGACGAUCAAGCGCAUCACGACGAGUGCUCCUGGUACGUUGGGGACAUCAAGCGCACAAAGGCGGAGGAUCUCCUGAGAGGCAAACGAGACGGCACCUUCCUCAUCAGAGAGAGCCAGACCAAGAAAGGCUCCUAUGCCUGCUCUGUGGUAGUGGAUGGAGAGAUCAAGCAUUGCAUGGUUUACAAGACGGCCACAGGUUUUGGAUUUGCUGAGCCCUACAACCUUUAUGGUUCCUUGAAAGACUUGGUCCUGCACUACAAACACACCUCUCUGGUCCAGCACAACGACUCACUGAAUGUAACCCUGGCCUACCCGGUCCUCGCACAGCCGCCUAGAUGAGCACCCUGACACGAGAUGCCAGAGGACACGCAUAUAAAAGCAUGAUUAAGCACAUUAUACAGAGCAAACUAUACUAACACCAAACUUUUAUGUUUAUCAUAGAGAACAGAUAAGCACAGUAUAUUAUCGUAAGUAAAUGUAUGGCUUUUUUGUAAGCCCAUAGUUUUCUGUAUCAAUCAAAGUCAGCUGCAGUAAUUACGGUAAUAUCACAGCUUGAGUAUUUGUUGUCCCAACACAAGAGAGAGGAAAGUGUCACAUGAUUCCAUCGAACUAGUGUCGUAGUCCUGGAUAUUUUCGAUUAGGACACGGGUCAGGGACGAGAUGAGGAAUUAACUGAAAGUUGCAGCUGUUGAUAAUCAAUCUUUUAGCUGUAAUUCUGCAUUCGCGGCAUGUCGUGAUUACCGUAAUAUCGUGAUGACAACGCGUGAUGUUCUAUUCUGAGCUAUACCGUAAUUAGGGUAAUAAUGACAUGGCGUGAACGCAACUUUAUGUCACUGUGUAUUUGUUUGGUAGUUCGCUUCUGCCAACCAUAUGAAUAGAUUCCUCUCUAUGUGAGUUGUCCUGUAGAUGAUGUGAAACAAACCUUUUUUUAUAUAUCAGAUGUGGUCUAGGGACUCUGAAGUCCUUUUAGCUUCUAAUCUGCCUCUUAAAAGCUAGUCGUCAUGGUGAGAAUAAAUAGCCAUCAACGAUUGUGUACUUUUAUUUGAGAUUUUACACCACAGAACUGAAGUCUGGCAUCUUAAUGGUUUCUGUGGGCUGGUAUUGGUGCUUCCUGCUUUAUUUUUGAUUCUUGUAACAUGAGAAUGAUGCAUAGCUAUAGCGAACCAUUAAAAUCCAGAGCAAAACAAAUGUGAUCCCAAAGCAACGACGCACACAGGAACUUUCACUCGCUUAGAACGGUUUCAAAGGGGCAAAGCAGGUUAUUCAACAGAUGCAAGCAAAAAUGGAACGGAAAAACCCUCUUGUGAAAACACCUGGGUAUGAUUACAGAUUUUUGAGGAAAUUAUCAGGUGCAAGUUGAUUAUAUUGUGGUAGUAAAUGAGUCCUAAUGGUUGUUGGGCGUUUUGUAACUGUACUCCCCCUAGUGUUGUCAGAUGAUACCCUGGUCUGUACAUCAUACAGUCACCUGGAUGAAUUUUUUUUUCUUUUUUUUUCAUGAGUGAUCAUAUGCUUUAUAAAUCGAGCAGAACCAGAUAACAAUUUUAUGUUUGCUUACUAAGAAUCAGUGAUUUAAUCACAUUUUUGGAGAGGAAAUGGUUUUAAAGUGCCUUCUGCCCAUGUGUCCCUGAGAAGAUUUCUUGGGAUUGGGGCAGUACAGAAAGCUUCACUUCCAUAGAUUCAGUAAUUCAGUAAUUUUAUAUAUAUAUAUAUAUAUAUAUAUAUAUAUAUAUAUAUAUAUAUAUAUAUAUAUAUAUAUAUAUAUAUAUAUAUAUAUAUAUAUAUAUAUAUAUAUAUAUAUAUACUCCUUAGCCCUACAGCCAAAAGGAGGAUCAUCCCAUCAAAUGCAUUUUGUUAAGUAUUUUAAAAUAAGUACUUUGUAAUUAAAAAUAACUCUCUGUUAGCUUGUAAGCUUUUAGUGAGGUUUGGUCUUAACCAGUAUGCACUUUCAUGGAUGUUAAUUUGAAGUACAACAGAAGUAAUUUCAUCCAUUUUUAAGGCCUGUUCACACCAAGACAAAUAUUCAGUGCGAUUAAACAUUUUAAUUUGAUUGAAUGACUGGUAAUGCUUUCAGAGUGACAUGAACAUUCCCGUGCCAUCAAUGCGACAGAAUUUUUUUAUUUUUACAGAGAGGUGUUCUAGUCUCUUAUCCAUUGAACUGCAAAUACUUUUGGUCACAUGCUCAGAGCCGCUGCCACUGUUACAUAAAGCUACAACAGAGUACAGUUUGGUUCCGGAAGUAAAAAAAUCCCAUUAAUUUUCUCUCGCGAUUGCGAGUUUACAUCUUGCAAAUCUGACUUUUUUUCUUGGAAUUUUUAGUUUACAUUUUGCAGUUCCAUUUUUUUCCCCCACCAUGAAACUUCUUCUUUUUUUAGGUUAUAUAGAGUAUGCAAGUUAACAUCGUGCAAUUCUGACUUUUUUGUCUGAAAAAUCAGAAUUGUGAGAUAUAAACUCUGAAGAGAUAAAAAGUUGCAAUUUCCUUUAUUUAUUUUUUCCUGUGGCAAAAAUAAGGUUAAUUAUUUUAACAAUAACUUAUAAAGUGCUAAAGACAGACCUGCGACAAGUUGCAGACCAACAAAAAGUUGCAUAGCACUUUGUGUAAAACGUGAAUUUCUGACUGAAGUGACAAUUUUAUUUAGCCAGUUUGUGGUUUUAUAAGCAUUGGUCUAAACAUACUAUAAAAUCUGACCGUUCUGAACAUUCAUGUUGGUGUGAACAGGCUUUUAUUCUGGCUACAUUUUAAACAAUAAAAAUAAGCUACCAAACUAUCAAAAACAGAUGCCGUGUAUUUUAAUUGAUUUAAAGGGCAAGUUGAAAUUAAAACUUCAUCAAAACCUUGAAACUUGCCUAAAUUUAGUGUAUUCUUCGCUUUUGACAUCCUCCUUUUAGAUGAUGGAUUCAUUUUAGUUUAUAAAUCCACAACAGACAAUAAAGCGGAGCAGGUUUUAGUUUUGUUGGUAUACUCCAGUUAGUUUCAUCCUAUCGACGGGAUGAAGUUAUUUUGCUAUGAUGGCGUGGAGUGGAGCGAGAACAGAAACACUGGUCAUGAUUCCUUGAAUGUUCUGACUGACUGACGUCGGGUCAUUGAGAGCACAGAGAAUGAGCCAGAGUGUUGGAUGUGACGAGUUCGUGUGAGAAAAAGCAGUGGAGUAAAAUCCUCUAAAUGCACUAUACAAGCACAUCUUGAGGUGAUUAUGAGUGACAAUUAAUGAAGCUUGACAGUCUUUAUGAGCAACAGAAAUAGAUUAGGUACACAUUUUAGUUACAAGCCUAUAAUGUCAUAAUGUGUUAUGAUCGUGCCGAAGUGGGUCUGUUCUUUGUUUUUAUUUUCUUUAACUCCUUUUUAAAGAGAGACUAUAAUUGUAUGUCAGUGUUUUGUUUCUCAUUGUAAGUAAUGACCUUACAGAUUCAAAGAUAAGCUAGCUUGAAUAUUUCUCUUCCAUUCAGUACAGUUACAAAUGUUUACAGUAUCAGAUUAACCAAAUAGAAGAUGUAUUUUCAAAUGUGCUCUGUCUGGUCCUGCAAGGAAUCUGUCAGAGUUUUAAUUUUUUUUUUUUUUUUUUUUUUUCUCUGUUGUUUUAAACUUGAAGAUUUUGUUUUCCUCCUUUGUUCACUUUAAACAGUGCUCCCUCACCUCGCAAUAUAUUUUCUUCUGAAUAAAAAGGAAAUUUAAUAUGGUCUUUAAAAACGCAGCUAUGACCCAGAGCGGGUUUCCCAGGUUUCUUCGUCCUUGAUUUUUUUUUUUUUCUUUUUUUUUUUCUUUCUUUCCAUAGCAGACAUAUUUUUUCAAGUUACAUAGAAUGAUAAAAGUCCAGAAUGAAAAGUUAUGAAAACGAUAUGCUGAUUUCUAUCUAACUUCCUUUUGUAGUCUCAGUUGGAGCAUUGACUAAAAUUAGCAGUUCUUUUUUCCCCUUCCUUGUUUCUAUGACAAGAUAUAAACUGAAAAUAAGAUACAGCAGGGUCAAAUGUUUAAUAGACAUGUAUUUUUGUAUUUAGUGGUUAUGACAUAACCACUAAUUAUCCUUUACCUCUUUAAACUAAAUGAUACCUUACUGUCUUGUUUCCCCUGAGUGCAUGAAGUAGUCUGUUGAAGAUAAUGCACACCAAAGUGCCAUUAGACAUGGAGGAUGGGGAGCACUGUUAGUUACCCAGUACAUUUCUACUGGAUAUGUGUGUGUGUGUGUGUGUGUGUGUGUGUGUAAUGUGUGUGUGUGUACAAACUUUAUGUACAUACUUCUGUUUCCUUUUACUACUUCUGUUCUGUCCAAUCUGUUUUUGGGUGCAGAUUUUUCAGUGUACAGUUUGCAUCAGUGUUGUUUCUCUCAAACAGGUACACAAGCAUUACAGAGAUAUGGCUCUUUAAUAGGUAGAUGGAAUUAUUUUUAAGACAAUAAAAAGAUAUUGAGUCUAUUGCA
Molecule: messenger RNA, 7017 nt
Organism: Megalobrama amblycephala (Wuchang bream)
Lineage: Eukaryota; Metazoa; Chordata; Actinopteri; Cypriniformes; Xenocyprididae
Gene: pik3r2
Product: phosphoinositide-3-kinase, regulatory subunit 2 (beta)
Exons: 16
Coding region: 767-2944 (725 amino acids)
Biological process (GO): insulin receptor signaling pathway; phosphatidylinositol phosphate biosynthetic process
Cellular component (GO): phosphatidylinositol 3-kinase complex
Molecular function (GO): 1-phosphatidylinositol-3-kinase regulator activity; protein binding
Source: RefSeq, a predicted model, not a curated record